Setaria italica (foxtail millet) is the source of this 822-nucleotide messenger RNA. Its product is annotated as dynein light chain LC6, flagellar outer arm. The coding region runs from base 233 to 526 and encodes 97 amino acids. The record is from RefSeq and is a predicted model, not a curated record. The transcript is spliced from 2 exons. Gene Ontology annotation, biological process: microtubule-based process. Gene Ontology annotation, cellular component: dynein complex. Lineage: Eukaryota; Viridiplantae; Streptophyta; Magnoliopsida; Poales; Poaceae. Gene Ontology annotation, molecular function: dynein intermediate chain binding; dynein light intermediate chain binding.
GAGGAGCAAUAAUAGCAGCGGGCCCCACCCAUCACCCUCUCUCACCCGCCCAUCCAGAGAUUCCUUCCCCAGCCUCCGCUCCCCGUCUCCUCCAUUCAUUCGCUCCGCCGGCUGCCCGCCCGCCCCCACGGAAUCAAGAACCAUUGCCAAGCCGGCCGGAUCCUGCAUAGUGCUCGAGCGAGCCCGCCCAGCCCGGCUGGAAGAAGAAGAGGAGGAGAGGAGGUCGACCAGAAUGCUGGAGGGGAAGGCGCGGGUGGAGGACACGGACAUGCCGGCGCGGAUGCAGGCCGCGGCGACCUCCGCCGCCUCCCGCGCGCUCGACCUCUUCGACGUCGCCGACUGCCGCGCCAUCGCCGGCCACAUCAAGACGGAGUUCGACAAGCGGUACGGCGUGGGGUGGCAGUGCGUGGUGGGCGCCAACUUCGGGUGCUUCUUCACCCACACCAGCGGCACCUUCAUCUACUUCUCCCUCGAGCGCCUCUCCUUCCUCCUCUUCAAGGCCGCCGCCGCCGUCGACGCCACCUGAAUAAUAGUAAUCCCCAGCUCGAUCUCCUCCUCACCCGGCGCCGCCGCACGGCCUCCUCUGCAGCUGUUGUUAUUCUCUAAUGAAUGAUGAGAUCCGUGCCCGCCGGCGAUGGAUUUGAAGGCCGCACGGCAGGUGGCGUCCUUCACAGGCCGUGUACUGUAUCAUUGUACGUCCAAAGCUCAAAUCUGCCCCCAACUUCUUGUAAAUACAUCAGAACCAGACGAUGCUCUUCUCUCUGUGUCUCAUUCCUGGAAUGAACGUUGCCUCAACUCCAACCAAGAUGGCUUGGUUUGAUA